AUGAUGUUUGGAACUGGAAUAUUGUCAAAAUUCAUACAUAUUACAAUUGUGGUUGCAACUUAUUGGAUAAUUUCUAUAUUGACAGUAUUUAUAAAUAAAGCCCUUUUAUCCAGUAAUACUAUAAAUUUGGAUGCACCUCUUUUUAUAACAUGGUGUCAAUGUAUAAUAUCCUUAAUUAUUUGUGUAAUUCUUAGUAAUUUAUCAAAGUGGUUUCCAAAAUAUUUUAAAUUUCCUGAUGGUAAUCCAUAUACUAAAGAAACUCUUAAAAAGAUAUUACCAUUGUCCCUUCUAUUUACUGGUAUGAUUGUAACUAAUAACUUAUGUUUAAAGUAUGUUGAUGUUACAUUUUAUUACAUAGGACGUUCAUUAACAACUGUGUUCAAUGUUAUUUUCACUUAUCUUAUACUAGGUCAAAAGACUUCUACAAACUGUAUUGCAUGUUGUGCAUUUAUUGUGAUGGGAUUUUGGCUUGGUGUGAAUCAAGAACAUGUUGCUGGUUCUUUAUCCAUUCUAGGAACAAUUUGUGGUGUAUUAGGAUCAUUAAUUCUUUCUUUGUAUUCUAUUCAUACGAAACAAGUACUUCCCACAUUAAAUCAAGAUAUUUGGUUACUUUCUUAUUAUAACAAUGCAUAUAGUGUCAUUAUAUUUCUUCCAUUAAUGAUAGCUAAUGGAGAACAUAUUACAGUAUACAAUUAUGAUAAAAUUGGAUCUUUAUCUUUUUGGUUGGCUAUAACUAUUGGAGGAGUCUGUGGGUUUGCUAUUGGUUAUGUUUCAGCACUGCAAAUAAAAGUAACAUCUCCUUUAACACAUAAUAUUAGUGGAACUGCUAAAGCUUGUACACAAACAGUUUUAGCAACUUAUUGGUUUAAUGAAAAGAAAUUAUUUAUGUGGUGGAUAAGUAAUUUUAUUGUGCUUGGUGCUAGUGCAAUAUAUGCUAGAUUAAGACAACUUGAAUUAAGUAAAGGAUACAAAUAA
Messenger RNA from Eufriesea mexicana, 975 nucleotides. It is a transcript of the gene nac, whose product is annotated as GDP-fucose transporter nac. The record is from RefSeq and is a predicted model, not a curated record. Bases 1 to 975 code for a protein of 324 amino acids. NCBI's taxonomy places the organism in Eukaryota, Metazoa, Arthropoda, Insecta, Hymenoptera, Apidae. The transcript has 4 exons.